AUGAUAGAACUACUUUGGCAGGCAGCUAGGGCAACAAUUGUACUGGAUUGGGAAAGGGCCAUGCAAAAGAUAAAGGAUAUAAACGAGGAUGCACGGAAAGACAUGAUGGAAAUAAGACCUUCCAUGUGUACAAGGUCUGCAUACCGCACAGACAGUCAUUGUGAUUUGCAGGUGAGUAACAUGUGUGAGGCGUUCAACAUGGCUAUAUUAGAGUAUAGAGACAAGCUGAUUAUUUCGUUACUUGAAGGUUUGAAGCAUUAUAUCAUAGUUAGGAUAGUAAAACAAAAGAAUCUUAUGAGCCGGUUUAGAAACACACUUUGUUCGAGGGUUGAACAGAUAAUAGAGAGGUUAAAGCGCGCAGCUGGAGGUUGGACACCGACUUGGCAUGGAGAUGAUGCAUUCAACCUUUUCAUUGUCACAAAUGGGGUUGACACUUAUGAGGUGAACUUGCAACGAUUUUAUUGUGCUUGUCGUAAAUGGGCGUUGAGUGACAUUCCUUGUGUCCAUGCCAUGGUUUGUAUUUUACACAACAAGGUUGAAGUUGAACCGUAUGUCUCGAAAUAUUACAGGUAUUAUACUGAUAUGCUUAGACAACAAAUAUGUGGCAUAAAAACAAGUUUCAUGGCAACAUAUUCUUACAUUGUUCUACCAUCCAAUGAUCCAAGACUUUGGCCAACAGCUGAAGGGGAACCAAUUAAUCCACCGGUCAUGAGAAAAGCCCCCGGUAGACCCAAGAAGAAAAGAAACAAAGCUAAUGAUGAACCCACUUCAAGCAAUGUGUUGCCGAGGAAUUUGACAACAGUUAAAUGUAAAAGUUGUGGGAAUUUUGGGCACAAUUCAAGAACGUGCAAAGGAAAGACUGCGGCGGAUCGACAAUUUCCCAAAGGAAGUAACAAGACAAUGAAACAAAAGAAAACAUUAAACAAAGGAGGAAACAAGACCAAGAAACAAAAGAAAGCAUCAACCACCGAAGCACCUACCGUUUUGACGCAAGGAUCUCAGGCGCCACAAACACAAGAAACAAGUAGAUAG
This is a messenger RNA of Vicia villosa (hairy vetch), 1032 nucleotides long. RefSeq lists its product as uncharacterized. Bases 1 to 1032 code for a protein of 343 amino acids. NCBI's taxonomy places the organism in Eukaryota, Viridiplantae, Streptophyta, Magnoliopsida, Fabales, Fabaceae. The record is from RefSeq and is a predicted model, not a curated record. The transcript is spliced from 3 exons. Gene Ontology annotation, molecular function: zinc ion binding.